AGAUCCUGUGUGGCAGGGAGAUCCCCCGCUGGGUCAACCGCCUGGCCUACUUCAGCUCCUGCGUGCCGUUCCUUCAGAGCUGCCUGCCCAAAGAGUGGCUAACGCCAGCUGCCUUACAGUCCAGCGUGAGCCAGGAGCUUCAUGGUGGAGGCGGGGAGCUGGAGGAGGCAGAGGAUGCUGUGGCCACAGCCUCCCUGGCCUCCAUGUCACCCUGCUCACCUUCAUCGUCCUCCAGCCCUUCUUCCUCUUUGCCUCGACAUAAUCACCCCCAACCACGCCGGUAGAGGCAGUUAGUGCUGCUGGGAAACCUGGGACGUUGCUUCUUGUUCAAAAGACGGUUAUUUACCAGAGAACCUGCAGCAGCUGAUGAGUUCAGCUGCAGCCAAAAGUCCUGCCUGACUGUGGAGUCGGGCACUGAAGGAGUGGGAACGUCAGCCAAAUCUCUGCAACGGUUCAGAGCUGUCAAAAGAGUUGUUCCUUGCAAAAGAAGAGCUCUUAAUUCUUAAACCAACACACACAAAAAUAACUGUUCCUGUUUAUUUUUUCCUACCGAUGUUGGUUCACAUCUCGUUAAAGGUAAAAAACACAAGUCUGGAUGGGUUUAAAGCAUGUGAUCUGACUGGGCAGAUGUAAUACAAGCAUAUUUUA
Nematolebias whitei (Rio pearlfish) is the source of this 648-nucleotide messenger RNA. Its product is annotated as deubiquitinase DESI2. Gene Ontology annotation, molecular function: deubiquitinase activity. Gene Ontology annotation, biological process: protein deubiquitination. The record is from RefSeq and is a predicted model, not a curated record. Lineage: Eukaryota; Metazoa; Chordata; Actinopteri; Cyprinodontiformes; Rivulidae.